Linum trigynum is the source of this 456-nucleotide messenger RNA. The record is from the annotation of a GenBank genome assembly. NCBI's taxonomy places the organism in Eukaryota, Viridiplantae, Streptophyta, Magnoliopsida, Malpighiales, Linaceae.
AUGUCGUUGGUGCGCCGUCGGAGUGGAACGAACAGGAACUGUAAACAGCGUAGGGAGACGCCGAAAACGCUAGUUUACCCACCAACAAAUAAAGAACCAGUCGCCGACAACCCUCGCCAGAAAGGAAUGACGGCGGCGACGGUCCAGAAAAGGCUUCUCUGUUUGCGCGAGGGAGCAAUGGUAAAGACGGAAGAAGACUCGGCGCCGCGACGCCAGAGAGAGAAUGCGGCGGCGGAUAGAGAAUACAACGCCGGAGAGAAAUCACGGCGGAAAGAGAAGCUUCUGCUCUCUGCAAAAAGGAAAAGGGAAAAGGGCAUUGGGAGCUGCGUUGAUAAGGAAAGAAACAAUAAAGAAGGGAAGCGUGGGGCAAGGAAAUCUUGCUUUGAUUUCGGGCCCAGUAAUGAUUGUGUGGUCCCUUCCAAAAACACCCUUCAACAAAAUGGGCCCUCCAAUUGA